AUGUCUACAAAUAUUCUCAGUCAGGCCGAAAACGGGGAUCUGACCCGAUUUUCACGACUUGAAGCUUCCCUUGUGAACGCCGAAGUUGAAAAACGCCCUAAUUCGAGAUCGCAGAAUGAUGUCGACCGGCAUGCUGAAAAGACUGAUCUCGUUGUGAAUGAACUGGAUUUUGAUUUUGACCUUGACACAACCAACUACCCGCUGGGAAAUCUCAGUUCCCUUCAACAAGUUUUCGAUGCCGUGCAGUGCAACCAUCAUCUGAAGAAUGAAAAUAAUUUCUCUCCCGUAUCUCGCGUAGAAUGCCUGAACGUUGACUCGCAGGGUGGAGAGUGGCAAACACUAGACGAAGAUGGCAUGGGAACCUUCCUACAGCAAUUCAAAUUGCCAUCUCCCACGUCUCCGCCAUCUAACCGCACAACCGGCCGUAGAAUGCUUGUUUUUUUUGUGCCUCUGGUACCCGCUGAAGGAACAUCAUAUGGGUCACGGGCUGUGAUCACCAGGAAAGAUACUGAGGAUCUUCUCAAGACUUUGAACAUAAAUCCAGCCUUUCUGCUCAAUCUGAUCGGACGACCUGAUUAUUGGGCGCCGCAAAAACACUGGGAGGCCGAUGAUACGGGAAGGUUAAUUGCUUGUGAUUUGUUCUGCCAGCAUCCUCGCUGGAACCUACAUGUCCAGGGAUCUCCCACAUCAGUCUACAUGCGGCAUGAUAUUAAAAACGAUUUGACAACAUACAUCAUCUCACACAAACAGUUCGAUACCCCGAUCAAGACACUCACCUCACUGCUGAAUAUUGCACUCAAUACUGCCUCAAGUGCUCAAAGGGGCCCCGUGUUUUUAGACGACCCUUUCGAUAUUCAUGUCAUCUUAUCCACUCUAUCCUUUGAAGCUUCAAAAUACCACGUCAAGCGAUUCCAACGGUUCAUGUGGACCCACAUCAGCAAAGUCGAUGACCAUCUUGCCGGCCUUGAGAUCAGCGACCGAGCAAAAUUAGGAGACCUGACCAAACAGCUCCAGAUCAUCUCCAAAAACGCAGACUCACAUAUUGCAAAUGCAGAUGUGGCCAUCAUCACAGCAACAGCCAUCCGAGACGCUCAUUUUCGACUCAUCUCCUCACUUUCACACUCUGCUCCUUUUAUUGUUCAACGCGUGGAAGAUUCUAUAUCUUACAUUAUCUCGUCUAUGGAGAAACAGAAACUGUGGUUUUUGAACUACAAGCAACGCAAGGACAGCACCAUGUCUCUGGUCUACAAUCUCGUAACACAGCAGGAUGCAGAGAACAACAUUCAGAUAUCGCACAGCAUGAAGCAGGACUCUACGUCUAUGAAUGCGAUCGCUGCUCUGACCAUGAUCUUCCUGCCAGGUACCUUCGCCGGCACCCUCGUUGGAGCUGGGGUAUUUGGCGGCGCGAUUGGACAAAAGGUGUGGCUUAUUUGGGCAGCUAUCACAAUUCCUUUAACACUGAUAGUCAUGCUAUGCUGGUGGCUAUACCAAAAAAUGAAGAAUCCCAUGGUUUUUGGAAUGUCAAUCUUACAAGGUAAAGGGAAGCCCGAGCCACAGGUGGAAGUUCCCAGACCUAGGCGGUUUAGCACAUUUUCCUUUCGGAGCUCGAAAGCGCAAAAAGAGUUUUAG
Penicillium verhagenii is the source of this 1629-nucleotide messenger RNA. RefSeq lists its product as uncharacterized. Bases 1 to 1629 code for a protein of 542 amino acids. The transcript has 5 exons. The record is from RefSeq and is a predicted model, not a curated record. Lineage: Eukaryota; Fungi; Ascomycota; Eurotiomycetes; Eurotiales; Aspergillaceae.